Messenger RNA from Microthlaspi erraticum, 172 nucleotides. Lineage: Eukaryota; Viridiplantae; Streptophyta; Magnoliopsida; Brassicales; Brassicaceae. The record is from the annotation of a GenBank genome assembly.
AUGUUGAAAGUUCCGAUCUUUGAACCUGUGUGUGAGUGUGGUUCUAAGAGGGGAGAAGCAAUGAUUGGGUUGUUUAAAGUAAAGGAAAAGCAAAGAGAACAAGCUCAAAAUGCUACUAGAGGUGGAGCUUCCGUCAAGAAGCAAUCUGCUGGCGAACUUCGUCUCCACAAAG